Capsella rubella is the source of this 2371-nucleotide messenger RNA. RefSeq names its product receptor-like serine/threonine-protein kinase At4g25390. Gene Ontology annotation, molecular function: ATP binding; protein kinase activity. Gene Ontology annotation, biological process: protein phosphorylation. NCBI's taxonomy places the organism in Eukaryota, Viridiplantae, Streptophyta, Magnoliopsida, Brassicales, Brassicaceae. The transcript has a single exon. The record is from RefSeq and is a predicted model, not a curated record. The coding region runs from base 273 to 2171 and encodes 632 amino acids.
GAUUUUUGUGUAUUGUUUGGAUAUUAGCAUCCGGUUUAUAUUUUGUUUUAACCAAUCAAAAAUAAGUCGGAAUCCUACACGUAAACCAUAAUUUAAUGACUCUUUGAUUAAUUAAUGGCUCAAUCGAAAUGUCGAAAUUUUCAUAUUGUCGAAAGCUCAAACCUUUCUGUCUCUCUUCCGAUUUUUUAUCUGAAAAGUGAGAAACACAAAACCAAAAAAAGCAACGAUUUUGUCCUCUGUUUUAUGGUUCAACUUCGGUUUAUUAAAUCUCUAUGCCCUCACGAUCAAUCUUGGCGCCGGCUCCGGCGACUCUAGCUCCAGCUCCGGAUAAGACAACUCAUAUCUUCCCACCUGUAGCGGCGGCUGGAGCCGGCGCCGGCGGUUUCUCUCUCUUCGUAUCUCUCUCCGUCUGUUUCUGCAAGUUCAGCCGGAAACGUUCAUCAUCACCGCCGGCGGAAAACGCUUCCUCUUCCCAUCGGAAACAGCCGCCACGUGAGUUCUCCUAUUCCACUCUCCGUCGCGCCACCGGCUCUUUCUCGCAGGCGAAUAGGCUAGGUCAAGGCGGGUUCGGCGUUGUUUUCCGAGGAACGAUCUCCGGCGGCGAGAAUGUAGCCGUAAAGGUAAUGGAUUCAGGAUCUCUCCAAGGUGAAGGUGAGUUUCAGAACGAGUUGUUCUUCGCCUCCAAGCUUGACUCGCCUCACGUUGUCCCUGUUCUUGGCUUCUCUCACGAUCGAAAACGACAACGUUUGCUUCUUGUUUACAAGCUCAUGGACAAUGGUAAUCUCCAGGAUGCUCUGCUUCACCGGAGAUGCCCUGAGCUUAUGGAUUGGAAUCGGAGGUUUUUGGUUGCUGUUAACAUCGCGGACGGAAUUGAGCAUCUUCAUAGUCUUGAACCACCUGUGAUUCAUGGAGACAUUAAGCCUAGCAAUGUUUUGUUAGAUCAACUCUUCUCCGCCAAGAUCGCUGAUUUUGGUCUGGCUAGGUUGAAACCUGAGCAGGUUGAGAUCACGGUAGCGCCGGAGCGUGACGGAGAUGGGUCCAUGGCUGAAGAAGUAGAGAGUGUGAUAACUACUGUGACUGGUUAUGAAGAUUUUAACUUUGGGUUGGUUGAUCAGUCGCCGGAAAGUGUUCCUAAGGUUCCUGGGUCGGUCACUGCUUCGCCGGAGACGACUACGGUUGUUUCUGUUUCUCCUGAAAUGGGGGAGAAAACAGAUGAUGAUGGUGGUAGUGUGAUAAUAAAGAAGGGUAAAGAGAUUGAGAGCAAAGAGUGGUGGUGGAAGCAGGAGGGUAAUGUUGAAAGAGGGAAAGUGAAGGAGUAUGUGAUGCAAUGGAUUGGUUCUGAAGUAAAGAAGGAGAGACCAAGCAGCACUGAUUGGAUUGAGGCGUCAAGUAAGAAACUUGAGAAGAAGACUAGCAAGAGGCUUGAUUGGUGGCUUUCACUGGAGGAAGAGGAUGAAAAGAAGAAGAAAAAGAAGCGGAGGAUGGUGAGUGAGUGGUGGAAAGAUGAGUAUCGUAGAGAACUCGCUAAGAAAAAGAAAAAGAAGAAGAAGAAGGAUACGUUAGAAUCCGAAUUAUGUAGUGAUGAUGGGAGUAGCAGUGUGAGUCAAUGGCGGCGUGGUAGUGGUAGCAGCAUAGAUUGGUGGUUAGAUGGGUUGAGUGGUGAACGGUGGUCUAGAGGACGGGGAAAUAGCCAUGAUUCAGUGAGCGGUGAGAUAGCUAAGAGCAGCGGAAUUAGUAGCACGCCGAGCAUGAGAGGAACCGUGUGUUAUGCAGCGCCUGAGUACUGUAACUUAGAUAACAAUGUGUCUGAGAAAUGCGAUGUGUAUAGCUACGGUGUUCUGUUGUUAGUUCUGAUCUCCGGGAGGCGACCCUUGGAGAUGACGGGAUCCGCUAGUGAGAUCCAACGUGCAAACCUCAUGUCUUGGGCGAGGAAGCUGGCAAGAAGAGGGAAACUUGGUGAUCUUGUGGACCAAAAGUUGCAAAAUGUAGAUCAAGAACAAGCAGUGUUGUGCAUAAAGGUGGCCUUGCUGUGUCUGCAAAGAUUCUCGGUUUCAAGACCGUCGAUGAAAGAGGUUUUGGGAAUGCUCAAAGGAGAAGUAAGUCUACCGGAGUUGCCUACUGAGUUCUCACCAUCGCCACCAUUGAAAACAACGAGGAAGCAGCGCCGUUGAUUAACUUAGGAAUCAGUUUUGGUGACUGUUUAAGUGUUAAGUGCGUUACACGGUUAGUUUUAGGAAUUUAUUUAAUCUUCACCAUACUUUCCAACUUGUGCUAAAUUAGUCUGUUGUUUUGUCUUCAUACCCAUUGACAUUGAUUCAUAAUCAUCUAAUUUGUUCACAUCUUUAUUCUUAAUGUCAUACACUUCUUCAAA